CUCUAGGAUUACUCAAUUAAGCGUUCAGUACAUGAUGUCAAUAAUAAAAAGAAGAACUGCACCGAAUUCGAUAUCUUUUUGAAAACUUACAAAACCUGAGAAGCUAGCCUGUUUAAAACAGGAAGCUGUGUUGUUUACUACGUUACUAAUGUCUGUCAUCAGAUGGUAUCUCCGUGAGACUUGAGCUACCACUGGCUGCAUAAAGGACUUCACUAAAUUAGCAGGCACCACUGGUCUUUUUGUUUUCAUCUGGGCAAGGACUUAUCGAAAUGCAACAGAACUUGUUUCUUUAGAAGAAAUUUCCAGUACAAGCAAAAUGACAAGCUCAAUAGAUGACGUUGAGGUCUUCGGAACCACGCCCUACGACUAUGAGCAGGCACUGCCAUGUGAAAAAGCCAGUAUCAAGGAGCUGGGUGCCCAGUUUCUGCCCCCACUGUACUCCCUGGUGUUCAUCGUGGGCCUGCUGGGCAAUGUCGUGGUGAUAGCGAUCCUCACCAAGUACAGGAGGCUCAGGAUUCUGAGCAACAUCUACCUGCUCAACUUGGCAAUUUCUGACUUGCUCUUCGUCUUCACUCUGCCAUUCUGGAUUCACUCCGCUGGGUGGAAUGAGUGGGUCUUUGGCCACGGCAUGUGUAAGCUCCUCUCGGGGCUUUACCAAAUGAGCUUGAACAGCGAGAUCUUCUUCAUCAUGCUGAUGACAAUUGAUAGGUACUUGGCCAUCGUCCACGCUGUGUUUGCCCUUCGAGCCCGGACUGUCACUUUUGGUGUCAUCACCAGUAUUGUCACCUGGGGCCUGGCAGGGCUAGCAGCCCUCCCUGAAUUUCUCUUCCAUGAGUCCCAAGACGUGACUCAAGAGCCCGUGUGCGGCCCUGCUUACCCAGAGGGUGGAGAAGAUAGCUGGAAGCGUCUCAGCGCUCUGAGAAUGAACAUCCUGGGUCUCGCCCUUCCCCUGCUCAUUAUGGCUGUCUGCUACUCAGGAAUCAUCAAAACACUGUGGAGAUGCCCCAAUAAAAAGAAGGACAAGGCCAUCCGGCUCAUCUUUGUCAUCAUGGUGGUCUUUUUCAUUUUUUGGACACCCUACAACCUGGUUCUCCUUCUCUCUGCUUUUGAAGUGAUCUUCUUUGGGAAGAGCUGUGAGAGCAACAGACACCUGGACCUGGCCAGGGAGGUGACAGAGGUGAUCGCCAACACACACUGCUGCAUCAACCCGGUGAUCUACGCCUUUGUCGGUGAGAGGUUCCGCAAGUACCUGCGCCACUUUUUCCACAGGCACGUGGCCGGGCACCUGGGCAGGUACAUUCCGUUCCUUCCUAGCGAGAAACUGGAAAGGGCCAGCUCUGUGUCCCCAUCCACGGGGGAGCCGGAACUCACUGUGAUGUUUUAGGUGUGCUGCAGAGAAUUGCCUAAUGAGGAUCGGUUGGGCAGAGGAAGCAAACACAUUAAGUCAACCACCUUUACCUCUGCACCUUUACCUUGGAACUAGCAGAGCAGCACUGCUGAAACACACACAGGACGGUGGCAGUACAUGCGUGCACCUCAGGGCAUUACCAGAGGCCAAGGGCUGGGCAGUUUACUCAUCGCAGACCUUGAAAAGCAGAGCUUUGCUUCAUUCUCUGAACAGUUACAUAAUACAUUUUAAUACUCCUGAAUGUUUCUUACUAUAUGCAGCUAUAAACAGGUACAACUUUAUAUUUCAAAUCUUAACUUCAUCAGCUAUUGACAUAAAUGAAGCAUUUCACAAAAUACAAUAAAUUUAAAUCAAGAUGUCAGCUGGGCAAAAAUAUAUAUAUAUAUAUAACAAGUCAAUUACUUUAUUUGCUAAUGUGACUAGCUCUCUCCUUGCAUGAUGAAAGCCUUUUAUUUUGUUUUUGGAUAUGAAUAAAUAAUCUCAAGAAACAUAGUGUAA
Molecule: messenger RNA, 1906 nt
Organism: Microcebus murinus (gray mouse lemur)
Lineage: Eukaryota; Metazoa; Chordata; Mammalia; Primates; Cheirogaleidae
Gene: CCR3
Product: C-C motif chemokine receptor 3
Biological process (GO): cell chemotaxis; inflammatory response; immune response
Cellular component (GO): cytoplasm; external side of plasma membrane; membrane
Molecular function (GO): C-C chemokine receptor activity; C-C chemokine binding
Source: RefSeq, a predicted model, not a curated record